Balaenoptera acutorostrata (minke whale) is the source of this 2306-nucleotide messenger RNA. It is a transcript of the gene HDC, whose product is annotated as histidine decarboxylase. Gene Ontology annotation, molecular function: pyridoxal phosphate binding; histidine decarboxylase activity. The record is from RefSeq and is a predicted model, not a curated record. The transcript has 12 exons. Gene Ontology annotation, biological process: L-histidine catabolic process; histamine biosynthetic process. NCBI's taxonomy places the organism in Eukaryota, Metazoa, Chordata, Mammalia, Artiodactyla, Balaenopteridae. The coding region runs from base 1 to 1986 and encodes 661 amino acids.
AUGGAACCUGAGGAGUACAGAAGGAGAGGAAAGGAGAUGGUGGAUUACAUCUGCCAGUACCUGAGCAGCGUGCAGGAGCGGCGGGUGACUCCGGAUGUGAGGCCUGGCUACCUGCGGGCCCAGCUGCCCGAGAGUGCGCCCGAGGAGCCCGACAGCUGGGACAGCAUCUUUGGGGACAUUGAGCGAAUCAUCAUGCCCGGGGUGGUACACUGGCAAAGCCCCCAUAUGCACGCCUACUACCCAGCUCUCACCUCUUGGCCAUCAUUGCUGGGAGACAUGCUGGCUGAUGCCAUCAACUGCUUGGGAUUUACCUGGGCUUCCAGCCCUGUGUGCACGGAACUGGAGAUGAAUGUCAUGGACUGGCUGGCAAAAAUGCUGGGGCUUCCAGAGCACUUCCUGCACCACCACCCUGGCAGCCAGGGGGGAGGCGUCUUGCAGAGCACUGUCAGUGAGUCUACCUUGAUCGCCUUGCUGGCAGCAAGGAAGAACAAAAUCCUGGAGAUAAAAGCGUCUGAGCCCGGGGCGGAUGAGUCUUCCCUGAACGCCCGGCUUGUUGCCUAUGCCUCUGACCAGGCCCACUCCUCGGUGGAAAAGGCUGGUUUGAUUUCUCUGGUCAAGAUGAAAUUCCUGCCUGUGGAUGACGACUUCUCACUCCGAGGGGAAGUUCUUCAGAAAGCCAUCAAGGAGGACAGAGAACAGGGCUUGGUGCCCGUCUUUGUCUGUGCCACACUGGGGACCACUGGGGUCUGUGCAUUUGACUGCCUGUCAGAGCUGGGCCCCAUCUGUGCCAACGAGGGGCUAUGGCUCCACAUCGAUGCUGCCUACGCGGGCACUGCCUUCCUGUGCCCUGAGUUCCGGGGGUUUCUGAAGGGCAUCGAGUACGCCGAUUCCUUCACCUUUAAUCCUUCCAAGUGGAUGAUGGUGCACUUUGACUGUACUGGGUUCUGGGUCAAGGACAAGUACAAGCUGCAGCAGACCUUCAGCGUGAACCCCGUCUACCUCAGGCACGCCGACUCGGGUGCGGCCACCGACUUCAUGCACUGGCAGAUCCCCCUGAGCAGGCGGUUUCGCUCUAUUAAACUCUGGUUUGUGAUCCGGUCCUUCGGGGUGAAGAAUCUUCAAGCGCACAUCAGACAUGGUACUGAAAUGGCUAAGUAUUUUGAAUCUCUGGUCAGAAACGAACCUUUCUUUGAAAUUCCUGCCAAGAGGCACCUUGGCCUGGUGGUUUUUCGUCUAAAGGGUCCUAAUUGCCUCACAGAAAGGGUGUUAAAGGAAAUAGCUAAAGCUGGCCGUCUCUUCCUCAUCCCAGCCACUAUCCAGGACAAGUUGAUCAUCCGUUUCACUGUGACAUCCCAGUUCACCACCAGGGAUGACAUCCUGAGAGACUGGAAUCUCAUUCAUGAUGCUGCCACUCUCGUCCUGAGUCAGCAUUGUACUUCCCAGCCUAGCCCUCAGGGGGGGAACCUCAUCCCCCAAACCAGGGGCCCCAGAGCCUUGGCCAAGGAACUGUCCUUUCCAUCUGUCAGCGGGGCAGGAGAUGACCCAGCCCAGGCCAGGAAGAUCAUCACGCAGCCUCCACAUGUGGGAGCCAGUCCCGUGAGAGGGGAAGGCAGCUGCCACCUUGAAACCCUGCUGGACCCACUUGAUGACUGCUUUUCAGAAGAGGCCCCAGACCUCACCAAGCACAAGCUGUCCUCCUUCCUGUUCAGUUAUUUGUCUGUGCAGAAUAAGAAGAAGGCAGUGCGUUCCCUCAGUUGCAACAGCGUGCCUGUAGGCGAUCAGAAGCCACUGCCCACAGAUGGCUCUGUGAAGAAUGGCGGCUCCUCCCGGGUCAGAAUCUUUUCUAGGUUUCCAGAAGAGAUGAUGAUGCUAAAGAAAAGUGCCUUCAAAAAACUAAUCAAGUUCUACAGUGUCCCCAGCUUUCCUGAAUGCAGCUCUUCAUGUGGGCUCCAGCUGUCCUGCUGCCCUCUGCAGGCAAUGGUUUAGACCAGGGGGUUCAGCCAGAGUCCAUGAAUGUGUUUCAGGGAGACUCUGAAUCCCUCAAAAUUGUAUGCUGAAUUUAUGUGCUUAUGUUUAUGUGCAUUUUUCUUGGGAGAAAGCCAAUGAUUUCUUAUCAGAUUCUCAUAGGAGUUCAUUACCUAUGAUAGGAUACAAAUAGAGAGUUUAAGCCAGCAUGAUCCAGAAGAUUCCAGCAGGCUGGUCAGAGAGAAAGGGUCUAGGGUGGUGUAUUGACAGGCAGCUUCUGUGGUUUAGCUUGUGACACUGAAACUUUCAAGUUUCAUGAAAUAUAAUGUGGAAAUAAAUUG